GUUAUUGUCAACUCGUAAAAAACAAAUCGCUAAAGGCGCGCGCUUGAUAGUUUAUAAAUUUUAAUUUUCGCACUUCUUUACGUUUUACAAAUUCUAUCAAGUAUCAAUAAAAUACUCGUGUUAACCAUAUUUUACUCAUAAAAUGAAUGAAGACAUAAAUGUAACGUUCAUAAUCUCCACUGCGUUUAAAGAAAAUGGCUGUACUGAGGAGAUGCAGGUUGCAUAUAAUGCAUGUGAACAAUAUCGUGAAGCAGGAUUAAAACCUCAAUGGGUCCAUGAGGCAAAGUGGAACAAAUUCGAAGGGCUGACCAAGAAAGAUGUAUUUGUAUUGGAAGAAUUUGAAGGAGAGCUCUUUGAAAGACUGAGAAAUACAAAAUGCAUACUAGUCGGGCCCAGAUGUGUGUCGUGCUGUCUAAUGGAUGGAUGGGCAAUACCUCCUGGACCUGAGCCAGUAUUUACAAUUGGUAUGAAAGGUCUUGUGGUCACUGCAAGCGGAUUGUCAAAGCAACAGAAGGAGUACAUAAAACAGAAAGUGCAAUGGAUGGGAGGACACUACAUUACAGUUCUAGCUGAAGACACAACACAUCUGAUCUCUGACACUGUACUCUCUGAGAAGUAUAUUAAAGCAGUGGAAAUAGGUAUUCCGGUGAUGGCCGAGACGUGGGUCGAUGAUGUGUGGGAGACGUCGUUGCGACUCAACGUCAACGGAGCAUCAUCUGACUUUAACAAACACAAAUUAGCGGCAUUCGCUAAUCUGCAGGUGACUACAUCAGGUUUAUCGAAGAAGGAAAAGCUUAAAGUGAUGAAGCUAAUAAACGAGAACGGUGGAACAUUCAUGGGGGCAUUUCAGAGUGAAGUUACUGACAUAGUUGUAUUGACGAAAGAUGGAGUGGGCAGUGACAAGUACAAAGCUGCGUUGGAGUAUGGCAAGGCGUGCGUGCUGCCCUCCUGGGUGGUGGACUCGGCCGAGAGGGGCGUGGCCCUCCCGCUGGCGAAGUACCGAGUGGCCGGCGCCUCCACCUCCUCGCCCCUCGCAGAGCACCGCGUGCCGGAUAUGAGUCUGAACUUUUCACGGAUAACGAACAUCCGGCCUAUGAACAACUUUGUGGACGAAAGUAGAGCUGCUGAUGUUUCCACGGUACCUGGCAGAAUGAAGUUAUCGCAAGAAAGCAAAAAAUCGCUUGAAACUUCAAUGGACAAGGAGAUGCUUGCGGAGUUUGAAAAUUUCGACAUGAGCUUAAUAAAAAAAGCUGGAUCCAUAUUUGAUGGAUUUUGUAUAUGGAUAACAGGGUUGGAGGGCGUGUGCCGCGAGCGCGCGGCGGCGUGCGUGUCGCGCUGCGGCGGCGUGCGCUACGACUGCCCGCACGCGCGCGUCACGCACGCGCUGGCGGGCUCGGCGGCGGCGGCGCGCGCGGCGCUGGCGGCGCUGCCCGCCGUUCCCGUGCUCAGCCCGCUGUGGGCGCUGCGCAGCGUGCGCGCGGGCCGCCCGCUGGACGAGGCCGAGUACAUAAUCGAGGACAAAGUCAGCACGCCUGUAAAAUCGAGCGCUCGGAAGGCGAGAAUCGAACCGGCGUCCCCCAUGAGCAAGCGGAACCUACAGCUGCUGCGGCACGGGCCCCUGGACCUGCCGCCUCCUACAGUAGAGGUGGAAGAGCCUGAACAGCAAGAUGAAAUCGUCAAUCACUAUUUGAGCCAAAGAGUUCCUGAACCAGAAGAGAAGACUCCCGAAGCUGUGGUACCACCGGAGCCUGUAGAACAACCAGAUAUCACUGAGGACAUUGUUGAUGAGCCCACUGAAGAGAUCGAGCAGAUAUUUAGGGGAAUCAAAAUCGAAGUGCGCGGACUAGACGAGGAGUCUAUAUGCGAGAUCGGCGCGGAGGUGGCGGCGGCGGGCGGGCUGCUGGUGGCGGCGCACGCGCGCGGAGACUACGCGCUCGUGCCGGUCGACUUUGACGCCACCGACGACAUCGAGCACGUCACCGUGUUCUGGAUAAAUGACUGUCUCUCCCAGCAAGAGCUGCUGCCGGUGCAGUACUACCACCGGCCGGUGAGCGUGCCGCCGUUGUGCGGCGCCGGGCCGCUGGCCGGCGUGGUGGCGAGCCUCAGCACCUACAGCGGCUCCGAGCGCGCCUUCCUCGACGCCUUGGCCAAGUUGUUGGGCGCUGUAACGCAACUUCGCUUCUGCCGGCGCACCACAGCGAACGUAUUGGCGUCGACGCACCUGAUUUGCCCCACCCCCACUGGGGACAAGUACCAGGGUGCGCUGAAGUGGUGUCUGCCCGCUGUCACCGCCCAGUGGCUGCUGGAGUGCGCCAGGACUGGCACCAGGGUCAGCGAGCAGGAGUACCUCGUCGGGGAUACUAAAGCACCAGUUCUUCCCGAGCCAGAAGAACCUCCGAAAGAGCAAGCAGCGGAACAACCAAACAAACAGACAACAGUCGAAGAAGAGCCGAACCAAGAUGCAGGAUGUAGAGACAAAGACACCGUCAUGCUGCCGCCCAAAGCUACCAACAUACCGCGUAGAGGAUCGGCGCCGAGUAGAGAACAGACGCCUAAAGGAAAACUUGCUAACGAUGGGGACAUGUCUCCCGCGUCGCGGUACAUAGCGAUGGCUCGCCAGGGCCUGUUUAGUGGCGACUCGCAGGAGACGCCCAAGCGGCUGCAAGAGCUGAAGGACGACGCCAAACAUGGCGAGUAUUGUGUAACUUUGUUGACAACGUCGCGGUACAUAGCGAUGGCUCGCCAGGGCCUGUUUAGUGGCGACUCGCAGGAGACGCCCAAGCGGCUGCAAGAGCUGAAGGACGACGCCAAACAUGGCGAGACGGCGUUCAGAACACCGCCUCUAGACGACGCACUGUCCACUCCGAACCUGAUGCAGCUCAGUCCCACCACGCGACGGCGUCUGCAGGCCAUCAAACGCGGGGAGAUACCCUCCGACACGCUGCGGACACCCGUGGAUCCAUUUGCCAAGAAUACUGAAACGCCGGACAGCGCUUUCGGAGCGAUGCUGAGGCCCGACGCGGGGCGGCUGUCGCCGAAGUCGAGGAAGGCGCUGUGGGAGGUCGUCCAAGACCUGCCGUCCAAACAACACACGCCCGCAGAAGAGAAACACGUUGCUACUCCGCUGUCGGAGAUCCGCAACCGUUUCCUGGCGCAGUUCCAUUCGAACGCGCCGACGCCGCCCUCCGACCAUCACGCGCUCCCGAGGAAACUACAUCUAGGAGAAGAUGCUGAAACUCCUCCAUCGAAAAUGGCCAAGUUUAACCAAGAACAAAGCGCGGGCAGCUUAAACGCGUCAAGCGCUAACGAUAGCGCAAAAAGCGCUUCAAGCGCUUCAAGCGCUAGCGGCUCGUUGCCGGCGGCGGUGGACGACCAGCUGCAGAAGCUGAGCGCAGCGCUGACGGGCCGACCUAGCUUGCAGCGGAAACGACCGAGAGACUCGACUCCUGUCAAUCUAGGGCCCGAGAUCGAGGCUGGGCCUGAAUCCCAACCAAACACAGUGGGUUGGGACGACACCACACCGUCCAGACAACAAGUCAAGAAGUUCAUGCUCUCUUGCAAUGUUGAUAACCACCAAGAGAUAGCAGAGAUGAUUCAGUUCCUAGGGGGGGAGGUGUCAGAGGGGGAUAGACUGGACCUGGAGGCUACCCACCUGCUGUGCACGGCGCCAGGGAGGAGUGAGAAGAUGCUGGGCUCGGUGGCGGCGGGGAAGUGGGUUCUGCACCCCGCGUAUGUAGCCAGGAGUAGAGCGGCUGGCAAGUUCUUACCGGAAGAAGAGUACGAAUGGGGCAACCCGCUCGCAACCAGUCUCCCUUCUCUGAGUGGCGCCGAGAAUACUCUCGGCAAAGCGGCGCACCGCUGGCGGUCGGCGCGCGCGGCCGGCAACCCGGGCCCGUUCGAGGGCACCACAGCAUUGCUGCACGUGCCAGCGGCCAGGAAGCGGUUGCUGGCCAGGUUGCUGGAAGCUGGGGGAGGUUCUUCCGUGGACGAUGAGCCACCUUACAAAGACGACAGCAUAACAGUUUGCUUCGCUGACAUAAAACGCUACCCUUUAUCGGAGCGCGACUCCGCGUGGCUUGUGUCCAAGCGCAUACCAGUCUGUCAGCCAGUGCUGCUCAGCUCGUAUCUCACUGACGAAGUACCGCCGAACCCCGUCGAACACUGUCUACCCGAAUAUAAACCUAAAUGACAUGUCAAUAAAGUUUAUUUUGCCUUACUGUAAUAAAACAUGCUACCCUCAGUUAGAAUGCGACUAUGAAUGGCUUGUCUCUAAGCACAUACCAGUCUGUCAGCCAGUGCUGCUUAGCUCGUAUCUCACUGACGAAGUACCUCCGAAUCCAUCGAACACUGUCUACCCGAAUAUAAACCUUAAUGACAUGUUAAUAAAGUUUAUUUUGCCUUACUGUAAUAAAACAUGCUACCCUCAGUUAGAAUGCGACUAUGCAUAGCUUGUGUCUGAGCACAUACUAUUCUGUCAGCCAGUGCUGCUCAGCUCGUAUCUCACUGACGAAGUACCGCCGAACCCCAUCGAACACUGUCUACCCGAAUAUAAACCUAAAUGACACGUCAAUAGAGUUAAUUUUAGCUUUGUACUGUAAUAAAGUUAUGUUAUUUGUGUUUCUACGGAUUGUAUCCGAAACAUUAUUUUAAAUGGCAUUGUUAUUAAUUAUUAUUAUAAUUAGUUAUUAAUAAUUAUUAUAUUAUUUGUUUCGUAUCAAUGUCCGGAAUCCAUCUUGAGAGAAGCACUCAUCUUUCCUUGCCGGAUGUCAGCUAAAAUCACCUCUCCGAUGGUGGCGCCCCCUUGCCGCAACCUAAUACCUAUGUACAAGUGACCGUAGCGAGCCGAGUGAAUGUUCGCCAUUAAGCGUCGUUUUUUCACGCCGUUCACAUGUCAGCCAUUGUGAUCACGGAAAAAAAACAAUUUAUACCUACAUAUUAGGUGCACAUUUUAUAUUUUCUGUGUGAAUAAACCUCUCCGAAAAUGGAGAACGUAAGUGAUUUUGUUAAAAGUGAAAUUAAAACGUGCACGUUCUCCAUCGUCGAGUUCCAGCGGCAGCGGUGGCAGUGAUCCUACGAGAAGUAAAGAGCAGAGCAUGUAAGGCUUUGCAAACCGUGAGUUACGUACAGUUUAAAUUUUAUUACAACACGUCACAUUUUCAACAAAUCCUAUGAAUAGAAAUAGUGAAAAUACGUGUACAAUUACAGACUAAGCGACGGUAGUAACGAUUGAUCUUGGCUGCAAAUUAGUACGAAAUUGUUGCAACUUUAUAGGAAUCUAUUUACUAAAGCGAGUCAUAAACCUCAUGAAUUUAUUCAAACAUCGUUUUAAAUACGAGUAUUGAUAAACUAUAUAUUGUUGAUUUUCCCUUUGUUACGACUUUUCUUCACUUAAAGGAAAAAUGUGGGUACCCACAUUUUAUCAUUCACACCCGGAGUUAGUAUGAAAGAAAACGUUUAAAGGUACAUAAUUAUGAAAGAAUUGCAUUCAAAUAUACUGGAAUGUUCUUUCGCAGCUUUGUAAAACUUUUUAAGUUGCCAAAUAGUUGUUUUACAAGAAAGCGUGACAAAUAUUAGUAGACUUUAGACUUAUUACUCCGAAAGGUCAUCUAUACAUACAAGUACAAAACAAUGGUAGGUGAAAUGAUUUUAUCAAUUUAUUUUUACGUGAAAUGAAAAUUUUAAAUAUGAUGUUUUGUAUAAAAUUCCUCCCAAGUGCAAAGCGAUUUCAAAACAAGGGGGGGGGGGGGGGGGUGGUCAACAUCUAUUAUACUUACCGAUAAUUCAAGCUAACGUAACGAAAACAUUACAUUACAUUUUAAGACGGAUGUUUGAAUUGAGUUUUGAAAUAUGUGGACCAUCAGACAUUUUAAAUGGUGUUCAUAUCUUCAGACCAUAUCGUAUACCUAUUUCAGUUUUAGUUUCUACUCAUGCAGCAUUUCAGAAAUAAAACGUACACUGCGUAUGUAAACUCAAUACCUAUUAACUUUUGCUACACAGGUAUACGUAAUGUUUAUUUUAGAACUGGCACAACACAGCUUUGUCCAUUUUGGUUUUGGUACCAAGACUGAACCAAACAUUCCGACCAAUCCUAAACUUGACUUAACUGAACGCAACUGAUGGAAAGAGAAAAACCGCUUUCGCCUAUGCAACCAAUUUUGCACCGCAUAUAUCUAAGGCUCGAUUAGCACUGAAGUUUAAACAAACAGCAGCUACUUCAGCUGGCCUAAUUGACAUUCGGUCUAUAAGCACCUAAAAACCUUUGAAAUAACAACGAAUUGGGUUGCACGAUUCCAAGAAAUCGAGGAACAAGUGUACCUUUUCUAGAAUACAGCCUUUAGACUGUAAGUCGGUCCUGGUACUGACACAAAACCUCGGGAUUGUCGGCAUAACUUGGAUACAAGCAAUGUAAAGUCUUUGUAGGAGUCGUAUGUGCUUAACGCUAUGCAAGACACUUGAGCGACAUCUUCUUAAACGUAAGAGGUAAAGCAAUGCUAAUCUCAUAUGGACUGGACUGACCCUUUCACAAUAAGGACUGUAAACAUUAGAAUGGAUAACCAACUCCGAGAAGUCUGUGCUGACUCCGAUACUUUGCCUCAAGUUUCUUGGCAAACUGGGACGCAAGACGCAACGCAAAGUCCCCUUAUCGGAGUCGAAGUGCUUAACGCUACGCAACAGCGUAUGUGCUUAACGCUAUGCAAGACACUUGAGCGACAUCUUCUUAAACGUAAGAGGUAAAGCAAUGCUAAUCUCAUAUGGACUGGACUGACCCUUUCACAAUAAGGACUGUAAACAUUAGAAUGGAUAACCAACUCCGAGAAGUCUGUGCUGACUCCGAUACUUUGCCUCAAGUUUCUUGGCAAACUGGGACGCAAGACGCAACGCAAAGUCCCCUUGUCGGAGUCGAAGUGCUUAACGCUACGCAACAGCGCUUCAGCAACAGCUUCUUAGUCGUAGGUGGUCUCUCUGACAAAUAUCAAUCUCUUAAAGAGAGGCUGACCUUUGCGACCUGUGUGUAUUGGGCCACAGUCCUUCAAGCAGCUAAGUCAACAGGUUACGUUUACAACACGCCUGUUGCACUGCCUAGGACGGAUAAGCAGGCUACACAGUUGGACAAUGCAAUACUACAACCGACUGCUGCCGAUAAGUCAACAUAGGUGGAGCAGGGCGACUAUUCCUAUACCGUUGUGCCCAGAUAUAGAUUAAUAGGUCAAGAAUACCUAUAGAACACAUGGCAAAACACCUAUUGGCCAUGCCAACACACACUCAUAUUGGCUUUCAGAUGUGGAUUGAAAACGCAAUUCAAUGACAUGAAAUUCACGAUGUCUUGGACGAAUGACUCGCAUGGUACGCACACCACAAGAAAAUGUACUGCGAUAUUUUAUCAACAUUGUCGAUUGCAAAGUGCUUAGAUGCUUCUUCAGAUCUAUAAUCGAUACGUGGAUUGCUUAUAUAAACAGAACAGAGUUAUCUAGCAGUCACAUCAGGUCCUAACAAAAUUAGACAAAUAAAAUAUUUAUAUAAUAGCUCAAUAUUUCCUGGACGGGUUUAAUACAGAGUUGUCCUCUCGAGUCAGCAAACUUAGUCAGAAUGAUUUUUCUUUUUGACGUGCGACAGCUAUAUUAUUUCAAGUGUGAGACACGCCCAAAACAAGCGUCUUGUGUAGGAACUACUCAUGCUGAAUAGCCUUUCGA
Molecule: messenger RNA, 7691 nt
Organism: Bicyclus anynana (squinting bush brown)
Lineage: Eukaryota; Metazoa; Arthropoda; Insecta; Lepidoptera; Nymphalidae
Gene: mus101
Product: DNA topoisomerase 2-binding protein 1
Exons: 26
Coding region: 143-4189 (1348 amino acids)
Biological process (GO): mitotic DNA replication checkpoint signaling; DNA replication initiation; mitotic G2 DNA damage checkpoint signaling
Source: RefSeq, a predicted model, not a curated record